AUCAAAGUGUGUUCAGCAUUAAUAGUUACGCCCUUUUCACAGUUCCUUUACCUGUGUUUACAUGUGUUGUGAAAAGUGACUCAAAAUCCAAUCAUUUAUUGAACACUUUGUCGAAAUCUGUUGGACUCCGGAAGAAGCGGUAAUGUCUGCGGCCAUCGAGUCAUCCGACUAUAACAAUGUACACGAAGAGCGCUUCCAAUACACGCCUGAGUGGACGAUCACCACAAAGAAGUCCCAUAUUUUGCAGUCCAAGUGUGUGUCGCCCUUCAUAUGCGACCAAACGAAAGGCGCCGACAGUUCACAGGACAUGGAUUUGGACAGACUUUGCAUGUUUUGCCGCUACGAAUGGCUGCUAUCGAUGCCACACAUGCCGGACAUGACGUAUGCCAACAACUGGCUGGUGAUGGGCCACAAGAAUGGCUUCCGACUUGAGUUCAAUUGUCUGGAAGCGCUGACACUGGUGUCCAAAGAGCCGCCCCAACACCUGAAGGUGGGCGCCGCCGAUGAUUGGAUGAAAUCGCGGGCCGGCAGUCAGUACACCCGAGUGACGGCCAAACCGUUUGACUGGACCUUCACUACUGACUACAAGGGCUCACUCGUGGCCAACGCACAGGGAGUCGGCUUCCAGUGUGUGGCCACCGAUGAGCGCAUAGACAUCGAGCGACUCAAGGCUAAGGACGAGAUCCUCUUCUACGACGACAUCGACCUCUUCGAGGACGAGUUGGCCGAUCACGGAGUGGCCAAGAGUUCGGUCAAAAUUCGAGUAAUGAAAAACUCAUUUUACAUUUUAAUGAGAUUUUUCUUACGUAUCGAUAAUGUGUUGGUUCGCCUCAACGACACCCGACUCUACCACGAGGUGGGCACUGAUUAUAUACUUCGCGAGUAUACAAAUCGAGAGGCGUUUGUGAAGGACCUGAACAUACCGGCGCCCGUUCUCAUAGAUCCCGUGCGACUCAACGACCACUUAAAGCCCAGUCAACUAAUCUGUCAUAAGAUUACGUUUAAUUCCGAUUAGAAAUCAUUGUGUCUUUAAAUUGUAUACAAUUCACACAUUUUAUCAUUUAAUUUCAAUUUUUAUGCCCACUAUAAACAAUCAAUUAAUUUAAUUUCUAUUGAAUUUUGUUACUGUAUUUUAAUCAAUAGAUGAAUACUUGGAAAUUACUGGGAUUAAGGGUAUUACCUAUACUUGAGCUA
Messenger RNA from Oppiella nova, 1194 nucleotides. NCBI's taxonomy places the organism in Eukaryota, Metazoa, Arthropoda, Arachnida, Sarcoptiformes, Oppiidae. The record is from the annotation of a GenBank genome assembly.